AUGACUGAUUCACAGGACUCGCAUACACAAGAUGCCUCCAUCGUAGAAGACUUGGAGGCAAAUACUGCGGUUGCUGAUCACGAUCAGGUGCGUCGAGUGAUGUUUCAACUGCCGAAUCCGAAUAGCGAUGCCGAUGGUGGUGAGAUCCCACACAUCCAAAGUCCGCACGUUGAACGAUACAGGGAACGAGGCCAAAGCAUCAGGAGCACUAUUUCGCAGUGGCGAUGUCCUGAGGAGCUGGAAAAAAUGCCGCUCUAUGUUCAGAGGGCCUUUCGGGUGAAGACCUUUGGCCUUCUUGCACUUCAGCAAGGAGCUUGCUUUGGGAUCGUCCUGGCGCUGCACAUCCUUUUGCACUCAAAGGGAAAACCACUCCAGAAAACUACGUUGCUGGAGGGCAUCUACUACGGUUUGAGCCUGGUGGAUAUGCUGUGCUUGAUGCAUCUCUGGAUGGUGAGAAACAGAUACCCCACAAACUAUGUCGUCAUGCUGGUGAUGACUUGUUUGUCAGGUUUACUUUGGGGUCUCACUGAAACAGUGCUCAUGACCACCAUGCAUUUGCAGCUGGUGGCUGCCUCAACUGUCACCUUUGCCAUCGCUGCGCUUUCAUGUGCAGUCUUGACACGUGACGGUUCCUGGUGCCCAAAAUCAAGAGUCGUCCCAGUCGCUCUCUCAUUUGGAUGGACUGUUGGGACUGCUUUGGUGGUGGUACUUUCUAUGCAGUUGCACGUGGAAAGGAUGUGGGAAUCCAUGAUUGCCUGUGGCUUUGUCGCUUUGCUCUUGGUUGUGUUGAUGUUUGAGGCAAGGCAGACCUUGAUUGUUGGCAACCCCGAUGAUUUCAUGCUGACUCUUGUGAUUCUCAAUGCCAGUAUGCUAUGCGUGGUCUCCAUUCCGUUUUUUGUGAUCCUCUACGGCUUUUUGUAUGUCAAUCGUGAGGAGGAGUACGUUGUGGAUGCUCCAGCAGACGCUAUAGAUCAGGCUCCGCCUCCAAUUUGA
Molecule: messenger RNA, 993 nt
Organism: Durusdinium trenchii
Lineage: Eukaryota; Dinophyceae; Suessiales; Symbiodiniaceae
Source: the annotation of a GenBank genome assembly